Molecule: messenger RNA, 540 nt
Organism: Serpula lacrymans var. lacrymans S7.9
Lineage: Eukaryota; Fungi; Basidiomycota; Agaricomycetes; Boletales; Serpulaceae
Exons: 4
Coding region: 1-540 (179 amino acids)
Source: RefSeq, a predicted model, not a curated record
AUGAGUGAUCUCGAAAAGGGUUUAUUCAAAGGGUGUUUAUUAGUAAAAGCAUAUAUGUUCUUGUUCACGUCGCCAACAUCAGCAGAAAGUGUUGACUUACACUCUAAUGCCUGUACCAGUGAUAAUCCAGACGUGGACAACCGACGAAGAAAGAGAGCAAUACAGCGUGAGAGAACCAAUACUCGGCGUAAUGUGGCUACAAUCAUUGGCUUAAAAUCUGUAACAGCUCGCUCAAUUGCUUUUACAGCAGUACAGGUCUGUUUCAGUUUGUCGGACCUUGGGUCUUGGCGUGAAGUGGAUGGAGACUUCAACUACUGUGAAUUUUACAAUAACAUUCUAUCCUUUUUUGAAGAUACACCUGGCCCUCGCAGCAAACAGCAUGUCACAGAUUUACUAGCAUGGUGGAACCUACAGGUUUUUAAGUGUUCCUCUGGAUUAACAGAUGUACGGUCCCAGACGCCACAGUCAUCCUACAUUGGUGCCCAAAGCGCACAGCUACUGGCUGCCCAGCGUAAACUAGCAGAACAGGGUGUGUAUUAA